Messenger RNA from Lates calcarifer (barramundi perch), 2011 nucleotides. Its product is annotated as E3 ubiquitin-protein ligase TRIM21-like. Gene Ontology annotation, molecular function: zinc ion binding; protein binding. NCBI's taxonomy places the organism in Eukaryota, Metazoa, Chordata, Actinopteri, Centropomidae. The record is from RefSeq and is a predicted model, not a curated record.
CUUGCUCUGCAACAUCAUGUCACAGACAGUCUGUUUUCAGUGGUAGUGAAUAAUGAGGGAGAAGGGAAGAACGGCUUACAUCUCUGAAACAGAGGAGUCACAAAGCUGCAGUCUGGACCUUUAGCAUUCACAGUUGCAGAGUGUCAACAUGUCAGCUGCCAGCUACAUGUUGACAGAGGAGCAGCUUUUGUGCUGCAUCUGUCUGGACGUGUUCACUGAUCCAGUCACGUUACCAUGUGGACACAACUUCUGCAAAAACUGCAUCACACAGCACUUGAAUUUUAACCCCUACCGCCAGUGUCCCAUGUGUAAAGAGCAUGUUGACAAGAAGUACAAGCUUGGGGUCAAUACGUUCAUAUCUGAAAUGGCUGUUCAGUUCAGACAGUCGGCUGGAAAGAAAGCCAGCAGCAGCCGGGAGCAACACAUUGUCAGACCAGAAGUGUCUUGUGAUGUUCCCACUGGACCUAAACGGACAGCCCUCAUGUCCUGCCUGUUGUUAGCAUUAGGCCUGACAUGUCUGACCAUCUACUUAGUAAUUGACCUAAAGCUUCAUCAAGCAGUGUCCAACCUGAAAACUCAUCAGCCUUUUCAUACAGUUGAGAAAUCGGCAGACAGGAGGUGUACUAAGCAUGACAAACCUCUGGAGCUCUACUGCAAGAAUGAACAAAUGUCCAUAUGUCAAUCCUGCGCAGAUUUCAGCCACAGGUUUCACCACGUAGUUUCUCUGAAAGAGGAAUAUGAAGUAAAGAAGAUGGUGCUUGGGAAAACAGACACUAAACUACAGCAAAUGAUCCAGGAGAGACAACUGAAGAUUCAGGAGGUCACAAAUUCAGCAAAGCUCAGCAGUGGAGCUGCAGACAGAGAGAUGGCGAAUGGUGUUCAGGUCUUCUCCGCUCUGAUUCAGUCUUUGGAGCGAGCCCAGAAAGAGCUCAUCGGGAUGAUUGACGAGAAGCAGAAAGCGACAGAGAAACAGGCCAAAAGUUUCAUCCAAGAGAUGGAGCAGGAGAUCUCUGAGCUGAUGAGGAGGCGAGCCGAAGUGGAUCGGCUCUCACGGUCUAAAGACCACCUCCACUUCCUCCAGACUUUCUCGUCCCUGAACGCUGCUCCACCCACCAAAGACUUAACAAAGAUCAGCAUUUGUCCAGCCUUGUACGAUGGAAUCAUGAGGACAGCUAUGGUUAGAGCUGUGAAUCAGCUGACAGACACAGUGAAAACUGAGAUGAAGAAGCUGCAGGAAGCUGAACUGAAAAGGGUCCAGGAGAAUGCAGUGGAUGUGACAUUGGAUCCUGAUACAGCUCAUCCUGCUCUCAUCCUGUCUGAAGAUGGCAAACAAGUACACUGUGGUGAUGUGUGGAAGAAACUCCCAGAGAACUCAAAACGAUUUGAGCCUGCAAUUAAUGUCUUGGGAAAGCAGAGUUUUUCCUGUGGACGAUUUCACUAUGAUGUUCAUGUUAAAGGGAAGACGGGGUGGACUUUGGGAGUGGCCAGUCAGUCAGUCAGCAGGAAGGGAGAAAUUACAUUAAACCCUGAGAAUGGCUACUGGACUAUAUGUCUGAGGGAUAGAAAAGAGUACUUUGCACUUGCUAGCUAUCCAGCCCCUCUCUCUGUGAAUUAUUACCCUGAGAAGGUGAGAGUGUUUGUGGAUUAUGAAGAGGGUGUGGUCUCCUUUUAUGAUGUGGAUGCUGCAGCUCUUCUUUACUCCUUUACUGACUGCUCCUUCACUGAAAAACUCUACCCAUUCUUCAGUCCUGGUACUAGUGAUGAUGGCAGAAACUCUGCCCCACUGAUUAUUUCUCCUGUUAAUCAGCAGAAAUUAAACUAAUCGUUGUUUUUGUAACAACCUAGUAUGUUGUAUUAGAUUUUUGUUAGUUCAGUCACACUAAGUGCUACAUUAUAAUAACUCCAGUCACCUACAAUGUCCUGUACUGCAAAGAGCUUGAUCAACUCAGAGCUUCUCAUCUGGAUUCUGAGAGACAGAAGACAGAGUUUAGUGCAAGAAUCAGACUGUGAA